This is a messenger RNA of Solanum lycopersicum (tomato), 1182 nucleotides long. RefSeq lists its product as uncharacterized. Gene Ontology annotation, molecular function: S-adenosylmethionine-dependent methyltransferase activity. NCBI's taxonomy places the organism in Eukaryota, Viridiplantae, Streptophyta, Magnoliopsida, Solanales, Solanaceae. The record is from RefSeq and is a predicted model, not a curated record.
UUCAACAUAAAAACUCUUUCUAUCGAUGCAUUUAAUUCCAUUUAUUAUAAUAGAUUUUCAUUCACUCUUUGCAUGCAUGUAUGUCUUUUAUUUAUUUGACUUAUGAUUUCCCAUUCUUACUAAUUCUGAAGUUUCCAAAUUCUUGGAAGUGAUCAUUGAUCGUAAAAGAUGAAAGAAAUUAAUGUAUCGUCACCAAUGAUGAUAUCGAAAUAUAUAUUUUUCGUUAUUCUCAUAACAAUACCAAUCCUCCUUUUUCUCUCUAAUUGGAAUUCAUCGUCCUCCGUCGUUACAACUACCACCACCACCACAUCGUAUUCGGAUUCAAAUCUCAAAAUCCGACCCGGAUACACCACAUACGAUACCUACCUACAAAAGCAGCUAAACAAAACUCUGAAUCCCAAACUCAGAAAAAUUUGGAUGACUCGAGAUUGGGAUCGGAAAAUUCAAGUUUUUUCGAAAUUCUUCACCGAUCUAAAAAAUGAAAAUUUUCUCUCAGAUUCAUCGAAGGUACUCUGUAUUGGCGCUCGAAUGGGUCAGGAAGUGGAAGCAUUGAAACGAAUCGGAGUUUCGGAUUCAAUCGGAAUGGAUCUGGUACCGUACCCGCCAUUGGUGAUGAAGGGAGAUUUUCAUAAUCAACCGUUCGAUGAUCGGACGUUUGAUCUGGAAUUUUCUAACGUGUUUGAUCACGCACUUUUUCCGGUGAAAUUUGUAUCGGAGAUUGAACGGACGUUAAAGUCCGGCGGGGUUUGUGUGUUACACGUGUCGUUAUCUAGACGAGGGGAUAAGUAUUCGGCGAAUGAUUUGUUUAGUGUUGAACCGUUGAAGAAACUUUUUAAGCGGUCUGAGUUAGUUCGUACUCAAACCGUUGACGGGUUCGGGUUGGAUACUGAAGUUGUUUUUCGAAAAAAAAAAUGAUUUAACUUUUUUAUGAUUAUGAAAUCGCUAUAUAUCGAGAUAGGUAAUACGAUGGGUUGGCUAAUUUAGGAAAAAGCUUGUACAUAUGCAUGUUUAAUAAGCUUUAGUUGAAGUUGGGCUGAUAUUUUUUUUAUUUUUUCUUUGAUUUAUUUAUUUUAUUCCAGGUUGGAGUAAUGCUAGAUAUUAAAUUUAUUUUGAAGUUUAAGUAGCUGCAAUGUACUGUUUGUAGUCGAUUAUAUUAGAAAAAUGCUCUCUCUUUGCUAAGGA